Molecule: messenger RNA, 1742 nt
Organism: Xenopus tropicalis (tropical clawed frog)
Lineage: Eukaryota; Metazoa; Chordata; Amphibia; Anura; Pipidae
Gene: angpt4.2
Product: angiopoietin 4 gene 2
Exons: 7
Coding region: 125-916 (263 amino acids)
Source: RefSeq, a predicted model, not a curated record
UCUGAUUGGUUAAAAGCAGAUGCCAUCACUGGAAGUUGGCUUAUAUAAUGCAAAGGCAUCAGAGGUUGAUUCAUGUAGAGACAGCAAUUUACAUUUUGGAGGACAAAGCAUUUUCAGAGAUUAAAUGGGCCUUUUCUACUUGAGACAAUUCGGAUGUCUGCUGUUCUUGGGUGUGCACGUUCAGUGGGUUUCAUCAGAGGUUUUCCCCACAGAAAACCCUCUAGGUUAUGACUGUUCGCAUAUCUGGGAAAGAAACAAUGAAUCUGUCAGUGGGAUUUACACAAUAAAACCUCUAGGUGCCAGCACAUCUUUUCAGGUUUUCUGUGAAAUGAAAGCUGAUGGGGGCUGGACACUCAUACAGAGACAUGACGGACAAGAUGGCCUUCUCUUCACUAGAACCUGGGCUGAAUACAAACUAGGAUUUGGAAACAUCUCUGGAGAACACUGGCUGGGACUGGAAAACAUGCAUAUACUGACUAACCAGGAUAGCAGAGCCUCAGAACUGUUCAUCAGCCUUGAGGCCUUUGAUGAUAGUGAUGGAGCCUUCGCCUUGUACAGCUCAUUCAUAGUUGCUCCUGAAAGCAAAUUAUACCAGCUCUCUGUGGGAAAUUAUUCUGGAAACGCAGGAGAUGCUUUUAGAACUGGAAACAACAAUCAAGAUGGCAACUUUUUUACCACCAAAGAUAAGGACAAUGACAAGUGCAAUCCAUGUAAGAUUGGUGACACCAGGUUUUCAAGUUGCAGCCGUUAUCAGUCUAGUUCUGGAUGGUGGUUUAGCAGCUGCGGCAAUGCGAAUCUGAAUGGUCAGUGGCGCCCUGAAGAAAAUAACGUGGGCUGGGCCUCUUCAGUGCACUGGGGGUCAUACAGAGCCACGGAAUCACUGAAAUACAGCAAGAUGUUUGUUAGGAAUUAUUGAUCCAUUUUCUGGCUGUAUCUUUGUAAAUAGUUCUAAACAUGCACAACAGGGAUACCUCCUGCAACUCUAAAUAUUUGAUAUUUUGAAAGGAUUAUUGCAGUAUUUUGAUUACCUCAGAUAUCUUUUGUGGGUUUUUUUUUUAAUUUAGUCACUUAAAUGAAAACUAUACCUUCAGAAUAAAUAAUGAACCAACAUAUAAUCAAUAUCAUAACAAGGGACAUCUUAAAUAUUUAUCAAGUUGGCAGUCAAAUUUGGCCUUGUAUAACUUGAGCCAACAUUCUGUAAUGUUCUUAGUGUCACUCAUUGAAAUAUGUAGGUUCUAACUGGAACAGGAAUGAGCCCAAGUGGAAAAGACACAGCUCUGUCCAUUCAUUGGCUGACAUCCUAGCAUGUAUAAGUGCCUUUGGUUGUGUGCCCACAGGGUAGUAGUUACAAUUGCAUUUUCUAUAUGGGAUUAUCUAGUGGUACACACUACUAGAAAAAUAUAUUUUCCAUGAAAAGGCUUUAUUUAUAUAAAACAAUGUUUUACAUAUGGAUUGUUUUAUGUGAUAUAUUUGUAAAGAGACCUAUAGUGUUCAAGGGCAUAGGUGCCCAUUAAAUAUAUCCGUGCUAAUAAGGAAACAUUCUCUCACACAAGACAGAGAAUGCAGCAAACAUCUGAUAGAAUAUGCCGUACUGCUGUAAAUAGUUUAUUAGAUGCUUGUUGUAUCUGUUUUCUUUUUUAUUUCUAUUAAUGUGUUUUUUUCAUUCUAUUGUGUUUUUUUAAUUAACUUUUUAUACGUUAUUGUAUUCACUGAACACUUGAAUAAAUGAACAAAAGAAAACA